This is a messenger RNA of Cherax quadricarinatus, 2891 nucleotides long. RefSeq names its product group XIIA secretory phospholipase A2. Gene Ontology annotation, biological process: phospholipid metabolic process; arachidonate secretion; lipid catabolic process. NCBI's taxonomy places the organism in Eukaryota, Metazoa, Arthropoda, Malacostraca, Decapoda, Parastacidae. Gene Ontology annotation, molecular function: A2-type glycerophospholipase activity; calcium ion binding. Gene Ontology annotation, cellular component: extracellular region. The record is from RefSeq and is a predicted model, not a curated record.
CAGUUAGGUGCUAAUUAUAACCAUAUUAUGGCAUAACAGUGAUGAAAAAAACAUUCUGGUAAUGAAGGAAUAUACGACAUAGACUGUCAGUGGCCCUAUAAACUAUCAACAACAACAAGUACAAUACCUGUCCGUAUAGUGAGGUAACUUUAUGUAGUUUGAGUCAGUGUUGGUUGAUGAUGAUGAUGUUAGUGGUGACCUUGAUGACCUUGAUGAGUGUAGUGUGUGGUCAAGGUUACUUUGAUGCUCUGUAUAACAACAUGAUGGAGGCCCAGGAGACCCUGAGGGAGGUCGCCAUCGCUGUCAACAAGGGUCUCAACACCAUCACAAAAACAGUCAAAUAUGUGGAGAACAUCAUCGAUGCGACGGUGGAGGAAGAAUGUAUUUAUAAGUGCAAGAACAAUAAGAUCCCCGUCCAUGAUAACACUCACAAACCCCAGGCUAAUGGUUGUGGCUCCUUCGGUGUGUUUUUCGAGAAGGAAGACCUGUCGAGGCCAGAAAUGGUCGACUGCUGCAACGACCACGACAUCUGUUAUGACACUUGUGGCAGCAAUAAAGAAGAAUGUGAUCUGAGGUUCAGAAGAUGUCUGUACAGCACAUGUGAAGUCAACCAGCACCAGAUGGACACUUUGACGUAUACGAAGUGCAAGGGCGGUGCCAAGUUACUCUACACAGCCACGAUGGCACUUGGGUGCACCUCAUACAAGGAGGCUCAACAUGGUGCCUGCCGCUGUGUCAGUCCUCAGGAUUUACCCCAAGACAGAAGUGAACUAUAACCAUCAGAAGAGUAUAAUUUACUUUACUCUUCAAUGUGAAAAUUAUUACAAUGAAAACUAAGUGCUAAACCCACAAGGAAAGCACUCGAGGGCCUAGGGAAAGUACUCGAUGGCAUAGGGAGAGUACUCGAGGGCCAAGGGAAAGUACUUGAGGGGUUAGGGAAAAUACUCAAGGGCCUAGGGAAAGUAUUUGAGGGCUUAGGGAAAAUACUCAAGGGUAUAGGGAAAGUAUUCAAGGGCCUAGGGAAAAUAAUCAAGGGCCUGGUCCCAAAUCAACACACUGCCAUAACAGCAUACUGGAGUGAGAGAUAUGGGAGCAAGUGCAAAAUCAACCCAGUGAGGAGCAGGGGUGCGGUGGGGACAAUAAGGGAACACUGUAUCAACAUUCGUGGCCCCAGAUUAUUCAGCAUCUUAUCAGAAGAUAUAAAGAAACAUGGUUGGGACAAGUAUAGAAGUCUUUAAGAGAAAACUGGACAAGUAUUUUUAACAGGUGCCAGAUCGACCAGGCUGUGAUGGAUAUGUGGGGCAGCGGGCCACCACCAGCAACAGCCUAAUUGACCAGGCUAGCACCAGAUGACUCCAAGAGUAGGGACUCUCAAAACUCAUCAAAGGUUUAUCAAAGGGUCAUACAGCUCAGCCUCACUGUGAAUAGUGACCAAAAAUAGGUGUAGAAUCAAUGGUGAAUAAUAGUUUGUAAUGUUAAAAUGUUGAAUUUGAACUUUGCAGUAGAACUACGUACUUAUAUUAAGCCUGUGUGUGUGAUCUAUGUAUCACAAACACCCAGCACGACUCACAUCCACACACUCGUGGAUCCUGUGUGAUCUAUGUAUCACAAACACCCAGCACGACUCACAUCCACACACUUGUGGAUCCUGUGUGAUCUAUGUAUCACAAACACCCAGCACGACUCACAUCCACACACUCGUGGAUCCUGUGUGAUCUAUGUAUCACAAACACCCAGCACGACUCGCAUUCACACACUCGUGGAUCCUGUGUGAUCUAUGUAUCACAAACACCCGGCACGACUCACAUUCACACACUCGUGGAUCCUGUGUGAUCUAUGUAUCACAAACACCCAGCGCGACUCACAUCCACACACUCGUAGAUCCUGUGUGAUCUAUGUAUCACAAACACCCAGCAUGAUUCAUAUUACAAUCCAGGUACUCAAAGGCCUGUUAUCCUAGCUGUAAAGGGAGCAAAAUAAACACAGCAGAAAAACUUUGAAAUGUAUUAUCCUUCACCUAGUGUAAACAGUAGUAUGUACACUAUAUACACUAUGUACAGUAAUAGGCAUUAGUGCAUGCCACGGUAAUCAAUGCAAAAUUGAAGCCAACAGAAAGCAGACCGUGCUUCAACCAGCUCUCGAAUGGAAAUGACAGGGGUGAGAAUGUGAGUGGUAUCCAUGUCACCUUCACAAUUGCCAGAUCCACCUUCUUAUUGGCUGAACCUAGAUACUGAUCUGACGAUGGGGCCCCGAUUGCCCGACCCUUAGCAUCUGGUUCGCUGGUUGGUGAGGCAGCCUACGCGAGUGUGUUAACAUGCUCCGAAUAAAGAUUACAUACUCUUUGCGUGCAACACCUCACAUCCACACACUCGUGGAACCUCUGGGAACCAUAAUUUUGUUUUUAUUUGGUUAAUUGGGUUUAUUACCUAUCAACUACACAAGUCAUUAAUGCUGCAUGUUGCCUGUUUUGAAAUUGUUGGUUACUUGGUUAAUUCGGUUUGAAGGAUAUCUACUACAUAUGGAUCAUUAAGUCUUCACGUUACUUGUUCACCAUUAACCAAGAAUAUGUCCCUAAAAUAGAGAUUAAACUGUUUGCAUACAGCACACACACUUUGAGAUAUACAUCAUUCGGUGCAUAUAUUCUUGGCACCAUUACAGACUAGUAUUGUAUUUUUAUAUUAACAAAUCGUGGCAUUUAAUACUUGUAAGUUUUUAUUUUUACAGUAAUUUUAUAUUUUGCGAAAAAAAAAUAUACGCAUGUAGUUUUUCUUAAGGAUUGUUUUUUUCAAUUUAAUUUCAGAUUUAUGUUAGAUUUCUUAAAGAUGCAAUUGCAGCACAUAAUAGUUUGUCUAUUUUGUAUUUUUCAGUUAAUUUACAAGGAUCGUGUGCUG